AUGGGUAUACAUAAUUCAAAAGAAAAUCAACAAUUAAAAUCUUCAACAAAUAAUAAUAAUAAUUCAUGGCAAUCAUCCAUCACUCCAAUAAAGAAAUUUUCUAUUGUUAAUGAACAAACAGAUUAUUACGGUUGGCAAGAAAUUUAUCGAUGUUCACAUAUUGAUUGGCUUCAUGGAAUAUCUGAAUUAUUUGGUUUUGUUCAACAUACAUUUACAUGUAAUUCUGAACUUCAUAGUAUAUGUGCUCCGGGAUUUUGUUCUGAAUCCUUAUCUCGUAAACUUUAUCAUGGUUUUGUACGAUGUUCAAAAACAAAAAAUUCACGUUCAAUUCUUCCAUCAUUAUCAUCAUCAACAAAAAGUAAAAAAUUACGUGAACAUUUUGAAUAUAAUCAUAUACCAGCAAUGAUUAGUUCAUUACAAAAUUAUUCUGUUCAUGGUAUAAUUAAUGGUUGUUCAACAUUUGGUUUUAAUCAUGGUGAUACAAUAAUGUUAUCGAUUUAUUCCGUUAUUCUAGAUAAAACACAAUUUAUUAUUGUGGAUUUAAAAUUAAAUCGAUAUGUUUGUGCACUUGAAAAUGAUUAUAAUGGAUUAAUUAAUGCAAGUAAAGUUCAUUCAGCUUGGUCAAUGGAUAGAACACAAGUUAUUAUACGUAUACCAAUGAAUAAUGGAUCAGCUGCUUUAGAUUUUUAUAAAAUUGUAAAAAAAGAAGCAAAAGUCUAUCGUCGAAUUCUACCCAUUGAUAUUCAUGCACAAUUUCAAUUUACUCCAAAUUACUGGUCAUCUCAUUUAAUAAUGUAUACACACACAACAGCAACCCAUGAUCAAAGUACAUUGAUUAAUUAUAAUAUAACAGCAUUAACACCGGGUGGUUCAAAUAAGAUUCAAAUUCAAACUAUUCCAUUAAAUCAACAAUAUAUUGGUUCAUAUUUAACAUUGAAAAAUGUUCAUACAUGGUCAACAUAUAAAUAUGAAAAUAUUGUAUUUGAUGAAGGUUUUCGACUUCUUUCAAUUAUUUAUACACCUGAUAGUGUUUAUAUAAUAUUAAUAUUUACUGAUAUAAAUUGUCAUUGUGGACAAACAUCUCCGAUAAGUUAUUUUGAUAUAUAUAAUGCAAAUACAUUACAACAUUUACAUCGAAUUCAUACUCAAUUAAUAUCUCAUAUAUGUCCAUUACAUAUGUGUCGAAACUUUUUAACACCCAUAUUUUCUGUAUCGUCAUCUCGUAUGGCAUUUUGUACAACAAAAAAUAAUGAUGGAAAAGAAUUACAAAUAUCGAUUAUUGUUUUACCCAAUGAACUUAAUUUAAAAUCUAUAUGUCGUCGUUUAAUUAUAUGUUAUUUAAAUAGAUUCAAUGGAAAAAUUGAAGAUAUUACGCAACAACUUCCAUAUCGUCUUGGUCAAUAUAUUCAAUAUCGACCAGAAUAUCAAUAA
Molecule: messenger RNA, 1431 nt
Organism: Adineta steineri
Lineage: Eukaryota; Metazoa; Rotifera; Eurotatoria; Adinetida; Adinetidae
Source: the annotation of a GenBank genome assembly